This is a messenger RNA of Fukomys damarensis (Damara mole-rat), 1072 nucleotides long. RefSeq names its product YAE1 maturation factor of ABCE1 (gene Yae1). Lineage: Eukaryota; Metazoa; Chordata; Mammalia; Rodentia; Bathyergidae. The record is from RefSeq and is a predicted model, not a curated record. The coding region runs from base 77 to 754 and encodes 225 amino acids. The transcript is spliced from 3 exons.
GCCUCGCCCCGCUCCCUGUCCCGGAAGGAGUCUCCAGCGUUUCCGGUGGUCGGCGACUCUGUUGGUUGCCUGGGUGAUGUCGUGGGUUCAAACUGCUCAAGCUGUUGUGAAAGCUGGAGACCAGGGGGAUGUGUUUGACGAGGAAGCGGAUGAGUCUCUUCUGGUACAGCGGGAAUGGCGGAGCAACAUGCAGAGACGAGUCAAAGAAGGUUAUAGAGACGGAGUAGAUGCUGGUAAAGCAGUUGCUCUUCAACAGGGCUUCAAUCAAGGUUAUAAGGAAGGUGCAGAAGUCAUUAUGAACUAUGGACAGCUCAGAGGAACAUUGAGCGCUCUGCUCUCCUGGUGUCACCUUCAUGAUAAUAGUUUGACUCUGAUCAGCAAGAUAAAUAAUCUCCUAGAUGCAGUGAGCCAGUGUGAAGAGUAUGUGCUCACACAACUGAAAUCAGUCCCUCCCCGACCCAGUGUUGGAGAUUUAUUGGACUCCAUUGAGGAUAUGGACCUUUGUCGUGUGGUUCCAGCUGAGAAGAUUAAUGAAGCUAAAGAUGAAAGACUUUACGACAGUAAUGCUGAGUUUAACAAAAACUGUGGCAACAGUCCUAGCAGGGCAGAUUGUUCAUAUCUAGAAGGCUGUCAAACACGAGAGCCUUCAUAUUCUACAAACGCAAGCCUCCCCUGGAUUUUAGAACAGACGGCCAGUUUAGUUACACAGCUGGGAAUCUCAGUUGAUGUAUUACAGCACCUCAAGCAACUUUGAAAAUUAUCUUCCCUUUCAAAUGAAAGCAAUGUUCAGAAUAUUGCUUACAGCACUUUGUUUUCUAAUAAGGUAUCCAAAAUCUAUGUAUAUUGAACACUUCACCUGAAUUGUCCUUCAUGAGGUUUGAAAUCUCUACAAUAUUAACACUAUUAAAUGUAGUAUAAGCCACUUUAUUUUCUGUCACUGGUUAUUUAUACUUUAAGACAAGCUGAAUAAUUACAAGUGACAUUGUCAUUUUCAAAUUCCUGAUCAGAAUCAAGCAGUUUUUUUCUUUAAUUGAGUUUAUUGGUACAUUUUAGGGAUACAGUACAGUUACAC